AUGAAGGAUUCCCUCUCCCUCUUCUUCUUAUUCCUCCUAUGCUUCAUUGACCUUUCUACCCCUUUGACCCCCGACGGCCUCUCCCUCCUCUCCCUCAAAUCCGCCGUCGACUCCUCCUCCGCAUUCUCCGACUGGAGCGACUCCGACGCCUCGCCGUGCCGAUGGACCGGCAUUUCCUGCAUGAACAUCACCGGCUUCCCCGACCCCCGCGUCGUCGGGAUCGCCCUCUCCGGCAAGAACCUCCGCGGCUACAUCCCCUCCGAGCUCGGCAACUUAGUCUACCUCCGCCGCCUCAACCUCCACACCAACAACUUCCACGGCUCCAUCCCCACUCAGCUCUUCAACGCCACGUCACUCCACUCCCUCUUCCUCUACGGUAACAACCUCUCCGGCCAGCUCCCGCCGUCCAUCUGCAACCUCCCCCGCCUCCAGAACCUCGACCUCUCCAACAACUCCCUCUCCGGCUCUUUAGACACAGUCUUCAACAACUGUAAGCAGCUGCAGAGACUGAUCCUCGCCGGAAAUAAAUUCUCCGGCGAAAUUCCGGCCGGGAUUUGGUCCGGCAUGGAGAAUCUCCUCCAGCUCGACAUCUCCGCCAACGCCUUCGCCGGACCGAUCCCGGCCGAUCUCGGCGACCUGAAGUCGCUCUCCGGCACGCUCAACCUCUCGUACAACCACUUAUCCGGCGAGAUUCCGAAGUCGCUGGGAGAUUUACCGGUGACGGUUAGCUUCGAUCUCCGUCACAACAACUUCAGCGGCGAAAUCCCCCAAACGGGGUCGUUUUCGAAUCAAGGCCCAACCGCUUUUCUAGGCAACCCUCUCUUAUGCGGCUUUCCGCUUCAGAAAUCAUGCAAAGACCCGGCUCCGAGCUCUCCGGGUACUGACCCGAACUCCUCGCCCGGAUCCGAUAACCCGAAAAAGGGGCUCAGCCCGGGUCUAAUCAUCCUCAUCUCCGUAGCCGACGCCGCCGCGGUCGCGUUCAUCGGUUUGAUCGCACUCUACAUCUACUGGAAAAGGAAAGACAACUCCAACGGCUGCUCAUGCACCGGGAAGAGAAAGCUCGGCGCGAGCAAUGAUAGACAAAGCCGGCUCUGUUGCUCCUGCAUCAGCGGCGGGUUCGGGAACUCGGACUCCGAACCCGACCCGGAACGACCCGCCGAGAGGGGAAAAGGCGAGGGAGAGCUUGUGGCGAUUGACAAGGGGUUCACAUUUGAGCUGGACGAGCUGCUGAGAGCUUCGGCGUACGUGUUGGGGAAGAGUGGGUUGGGGAUAGUGUAUAAGGUGGUGCUUGGGAAUGGGAUUCCGGUGGCGGUGAGGAGGCUCGGGGAGGGAGGGGAUCAGAGGUAUAAGGAGUUCGCGGCGGAGGUGCAGGCCAUUGGGAGAGUGAAGCAUCCGAAUGUGGUGAGGCUGAGGGCGUACUAUUGGGCGCCCGACGAGAAGCUUCUCAUCAGUGAUUUCAUUUCUCAUGGGAACUUGGCCUCUGCGAUCCGCGGGAGAAAUGGUCAGCCUAUAAGCCUCUCAUGGUCGACAAGGCUGAAGAUCUUAAAGGGAACAGCGCGAGGCUUAGCCUAUCUCCACGAAUGUAGUCCUCGGAAAUUUGUCCAUGGGGACAUCAAGCCCUCCAACAUUCUCCUAGACAACGAAUCUCAACCCUACAUUUCGGAUUUCGGACUCAACAGACUGAUCACCAUCACUGGCAACAACCCUUCCUCGGGUGGCUUAAUGGGUAGUGCUCUCCCUUACAUGAAGGCUGUCCAAACAGAGCGAGCCAACAACUACAGAGCCCCUGAGGCUAGAGUGUCGGGUAGUAGACCAACUCAAAAAUGGGAUGUUUACUCAUUCGGAGUUGUCUUGCUGGAGUUGCUCACCGGAAAGUCUCCGGAGAUGUCUCCAACUAGUACCUCAACUUCCAUGGAGAUACCGGACUUAGUGAGGUGGGUGAGGAAAGGAUUUGAGGAUGAAAACCCUCUUUCGGAUAUGGUAGACCCUAUUUUGCUUCAAGAAGUCCAUGCCAAAAAGGAAGUGCUAGCAGCUUUUCAUGUAGCACUUGCUUGCACUGAGCCUGAUCCUGAGGUUAGGCCUAGGAUGAAAACCGUCUCCGAGAAUCUUGAAAGGGUUGGAUCAUGAUUCAUGAGGAGACAGCAUUUUCUAGUCAU
This is a messenger RNA of Fragaria vesca subsp. vesca, 2156 nucleotides long. Its product is annotated as probable inactive leucine-rich repeat receptor-like protein kinase At1g66830-like. Lineage: Eukaryota; Viridiplantae; Streptophyta; Magnoliopsida; Rosales; Rosaceae. Gene Ontology annotation, molecular function: ATP binding; protein binding; protein kinase activity. The coding region runs from base 1 to 2127 and encodes 708 amino acids. The record is from RefSeq and is a predicted model, not a curated record. The transcript is spliced from 2 exons. Gene Ontology annotation, biological process: protein phosphorylation.